AUGUCAUCUACUGUUCUGCCAGAUAACUCGGCCUUUCAGUCACCGCCAUUGAACUUUGCCAUUUCUCCUGUACCGAAUAAGAAUCCAAUUGACGAGGGACGGCAUAUAAAGACAGCUGCAGCGCUCAUCAUUGGGGACGAAAUUCUGAAUGGAAAGACGCUCGACCGGAACUCCAACUACUUUGCACGGUUCUGUUUUGAGCAUGGUAUUCAGUUGAAACGCAUAGAGGUGAUAGCAGAUGAUGAAGCUGAAAUCAUCGAGGCCAGCCGGAGAAUGGUGCAAAUGUACGACUUUGUGGUAACGACGGGCGGUAUUGGACCCACCCACGAUGAUAUAACAUAUACAUCAUUGGCGAAGUCUUUUAAUCAGGGCCUCGUAUAUCAUAAAGAGACGCUCGCUCGAAUGGAGGAGUCUGGCAAAUAUCGGGCUUGGGUAUCAAAGCAGAGCGAGGAACAGCGAACGGCACGCAAACGUAUGGCACUGUUCCCCGAUGCUGCUGAGGUGCUUUUCGUCGCAAGUGAUAUAUGGGUGCCCGUCGUCCGACUACAAGGGAGACUCUGCAUAUUUCCAGGAAUACCCAGCCUCUUUCAAAAGAUGCUAGAUAACCUAAAACCAUUCCUUCCUCUCCCGCCUGAAGAGGAGCGACCUUUCCGACUCCAAGUCUUCACGGCAUUACCCGAGUCAUCCAUUGCCCCUUUCCUCACUGACCUCCAAAAGCGGGUGCAACCCGAGGGUAUUCGGAUAGGCUCGUAUCCGGUCCUACAGAAAGGUGUGUACGUGUCGCUCAUAGGCGCAGACCGUGGCCGUGUGCAUGAGCUCGGCGUAGAGGUUGAGAAAGAAGUGGAGGGACGUGUUGUCAGCGAGGCAGAAGCGGAAGCCAAGCGGCAAUUGGGUUGCCAGUGA
This is a messenger RNA of Suillus paluster, 903 nucleotides long. Its product is annotated as MoaB/Mog domain-containing protein. The transcript is spliced from 7 exons. The record is from RefSeq and is a predicted model, not a curated record. Lineage: Eukaryota; Fungi; Basidiomycota; Agaricomycetes; Boletales; Suillaceae. The coding region runs from base 1 to 903 and encodes 300 amino acids.